This is a messenger RNA of Quercus lobata, 1449 nucleotides long. RefSeq names its product probable glucan endo-1,3-beta-glucosidase BG4. The transcript has a single exon. Gene Ontology annotation, biological process: carbohydrate metabolic process. Gene Ontology annotation, molecular function: hydrolase activity, hydrolyzing O-glycosyl compounds. The coding region runs from base 111 to 1196 and encodes 361 amino acids. NCBI's taxonomy places the organism in Eukaryota, Viridiplantae, Streptophyta, Magnoliopsida, Fagales, Fagaceae. The record is from RefSeq and is a predicted model, not a curated record.
AUCUGGUUGAGAUCAAAUAACCAAAUAUCCUAUAGACUCGGUCAAACUACCAAAUAUCCAAAGAUACUUCCAAUUAAAUAUUAUAAAAUAAAACAUUAAAUCUUAACAAAAUGAUGGCACCUUUCUGGAUUGCGUCAAUUCUGUUGGCUAUUGCAACCAUUAAUCACAACAACAAUGGCAUUGUUCAAGCAGAUAUUUUAUAUGCAGGUAUUGUCUAUGGAACGCCCGGAAAUAACACACCUGACACAGUUGAAGCAUUGGCUGUUUGCCGUAAAUAUGGUAUUCGGAGAAUAAGGAUUAUGGAAACCGAUGACCUUGCAAUCCAAUCUCUAAGGAGUAUGGGAAUUGAAGCAACUCUUGGCGUAAAAGAUGAAUAUUUGCCUGGCCUAGCAUCAAGCUAUGAAGCUGCAAAGUCAUUGUUUGAAAUCUAUUUGCAGCCCUACGUUCCUUCUGAAUUUGUCGUUAACUAUAUUGUUGUUGGCAACAAAGUUAUCCCUGGACCCAAUGGCAAGUAUGUUUUGCCGGUAGUGAAAAAUCUUCAAAGGGUACUCGCCGAUAAGAACUUAACUCAAAUAAAAGUGGCAACUGCGGUGUCCACUGACGUAUUGAGAACGAUUUUUCCACCUUCACAUGCUGCAUUCUCAGAAAAGGCACAAGGGGAUUUGAUACCACUUUUACAACAUUUACAAGAAACAAAUUCACCCUUAUUCAUCGAUGUGUAUCCUUACCAUUAUUUUGCAGCCGGACAAAUCCGUCAGGAUUUUGCAACAUUUUCUACACAUAAAGCUCAGUAUUGGGACAAGACGUUAGGUUAUUGGAACAUGUUUGAUGUCUUGGUGGAUGCUUUCUUUUGGGCAAUGGAGAAACGUGAUUUGGAUGUGAAAAUGGUUAUUGGUGAAACAGGUUGGCCUGCCGAUGGGAAUGGUGGAUUGACUACUCCAGAACUUGCAAGGACAUAUAAUCAGAAUUUUCUAAGACAUAUCACUGCAGGACAUGGUACGCCAAAAAGACCAUACACUUACCGGGAAGGGUUUAUUUAUUCCAUGUUCUAUGAAAAUGAUAAACCAACAGGAAUUGACCAAAGGUUUGGAGUAUUCUAUACGAACAAAGAACCAGUUUAUCAUUUAUAUUUUCCUUAUCCUAAGAAACAUGGACGAAAGGGAAAGUCAGAGAAAUUAUUCAAUACAACAGGAUGACAGCCACUUGCGCUCUCAUGGAACAACAAAAUUAAACUAUUCUAAAUUUCAAUGAUAUAUAUAUUUUAAAAUUAAUAAUUGCUAAGAAUACUUGUAUUGAAUAGUUGGCUAUUAUCAUGUAGUAUUUGUGAUUUUCUUUGCAUAUGUAAAAUGCAUUAUACAAGGGAAUAUAUUUGGGGCUCUAAAUAUUUAUCGUGUGGCCUUGCUGGAUAGAAUUGGCCUAUCAUAUGAUAUAACAUAUCAUUGUACUGAU